This is a messenger RNA of Trichosporon asahii var. asahii CBS 2479, 1416 nucleotides long. RefSeq lists its product as uncharacterized. Lineage: Eukaryota; Fungi; Basidiomycota; Tremellomycetes; Trichosporonales; Trichosporonaceae. The transcript is spliced from 2 exons. The record is from RefSeq and is a predicted model, not a curated record. Bases 1 to 1416 code for a protein of 471 amino acids.
AUGGAGGCGACAAGCUCGGCUGCGCCGCCAUUACCGGCCGAGCUGACGACAGACUCCGCGGCACUGGAGCAGCUGCGCCAGCUGCUGAUCGGCGGGGGUGUGGAUCUGGCUCUGCGCACCGAGCAGCAGGGCGAAGGUUUUGAAACCCGCUCUGGACGAAUUAGUCGGCGACCGCACCACCCCAUCACGCGGCCUUCGGAGGAACCUAAGCCACCCUCGUCGAACGGCGAACCACCGCUUAAGAAGCCUAGAGGACCGGGGCGGCCGCCAAAGUUUACAGCGGAGGAGCGAGCAAUACGCCGCAGAGAGAGAAACAAGGAAGCUGCCGUACUCAGCAGACAGAAAACGAAAGCUAAGUUGGCCGCCGCGGCGGACACGGCAAAGGAGUUGGACGAACGUGCACGCGAGUGCGAGGCGCUGCGAGAGCGUUGUGCCCAGCUCGAGGCAAGGGUAAACCAGCUCCAGGCCCAGAUCGUCGGCUUGGGACACACGCCCGCGCCACCGACAUACACCGAGAAGGUCUACCACUCGCCGCCUCCGCCAUCAACGAAGGAGCCGCCCGCCCCAGGCCGAUCGCCCAAAACCGCGAAGACGACAGCGAGGGAGCCUACACCGCCGCCGUCUGCUCCAGCGCAGUCUCCUAUGCCGCCUCCACCGGCGCCGUCCCAGCCGCAGACUCCGAUGGCACCUCCACCUCUCCCACCCAUGUCUGAAGCGGAAGCCGCAGCAGCGGCAGCGGCGGUACUCAGUUCCGGCUUUAACGCGGCCGCGUUCGCGACGCCGUCGGCGGUGACAUCCAGCUUCAGCACCCCCGCUGUGCUGACGCCGCUCACUGAUGCGGCCAUGGCGACGCACGCGCAAGAGACGACGUCGCCCGCUGAUCUCACCGGCGCCUACACGGGCUUCGAGGGCGGGGACGAUUACGACACGAUGUCUCUCUCGGCCCUGUUCAACUUUGACGAUCUGCCCGAGGACGCGGCCGACGAGGACUUCGUGCCGCCCACGUCGCCGAAGCCCGGCGAGUCCUCCUCAGACGACGAGGACGAGGACGAAGAUGAAGAUGAGGACGAGGACGAGUCUGGUGACGGAGAAGACAGCGGGAAGGAGAAUGAGGAGGAGAAACUGCACCGCGGACAGAAGCGGCCGAGGGAGGAGGAUGAGGCCGGCGACGAAGCAGAGGACAUGUUCUUACCCAUUCGCGAUGUGCCGAUCCCCAUCGAGGAGGUGUAUAGCGAGGCUAUGGCUGCGCUUGGCGUCAGCAGCAAGGAGGAGCUCACCAAGGUCGUCGCUAGUAUCGUGCAGGGCGCGUCGCAGGGACAUGUCAGCCCUGAGGCUGUCGAAGUCCUCCGUCGUCUCGUCACCAUCGCCGAGGCGCAAGGGAUGUACGCCAAGGACAACCAGUCUUCGUCGCGGUGA